Molecule: messenger RNA, 1474 nt
Organism: Neoarius graeffei (lesser salmon catfish)
Lineage: Eukaryota; Metazoa; Chordata; Actinopteri; Siluriformes; Ariidae
Gene: soul4
Product: heme-binding protein soul4
Exons: 7
Coding region: 205-951 (248 amino acids)
Source: RefSeq, a predicted model, not a curated record
AGCAUCUGAUCAGACAAGAGCGAACAGCGUGGAUUCGUUCUUCAGACGGUUCUCUCCCUCACACUCGUCUUCACGGAUGGUAGGAGACGGAGGUCACGUGACCACCGAAUCGCAGACGGUGCAGCGCGAGACGGGCAGACGGGCAGCAGCUGUCGCUCCGCUCUGAUCUCCUCCUGACCCGGUCAUACUGAAAAUUUGGCAAAAAUGGCUCUUAUCUCUAUUGAUGAUCUUGCUGACCUGGAUGAUGAGCAGUUAGAUGAUGAAGUUACUGAUAACUCCCAACCCGCAGAUGAAGAGGAGGAGGAAAGGCUGCUUGCUCACUGGCAGGCUGUGGGGCGUACACAUCAGGUCACCGUCCCAAGAGAGAUGGCUGGACCAAUUGUGGAGAUGACGAGGAGGAAUCAGGAAGUGGAACAGAUUCCUUUCGUCACCCUAUCAACACAUGAAAAGCUGGGUGAGGUGAUGUAUGAGGAGAGGGUGUAUCCACCAGGUAAAUGGGCUUGUAUCACUGUUGGAGAAAAGCUGUAUGAGCAGAGCAUCUCUAUGGGCUUCAUGAAACUCAUGGGCUUCAUCUGUAAAGAGAACUCAGCAGGUCGUUACUUGGGCAUGACCGUGCCUGUGGUGAAUGAAAUACGGAUGCUGGAGGACGGCAGGAGUUUCAAAAGUGAAGUCCUGACAGCUUUCUACUUGCCUGCGGAGUUUCAGGCAAACCCUCCACAGUCUACUGAUCCAGAUAUCACCAUCAUCCACAGGGACUCAGUGCGAGUAAUCACCCGGGUUUUCUUUGGCACCACCACAGAGGAGACAAUCUCACGACAGAUCAGCCUGCUUUGGGAGCUGCUGGGAACAUCUGAUGACAUUCACCAAGACCAAUACAUGGUGGCUGUUUACGAGAACCCUGGGGUGCCGUCCCGUCGAAAUGAGAUUUGGUUCAUCUGCCAUAACCCCUAAAGGGUUACACACACACACACACACACACACACACAAAGCCAUUGUUAUAGCCCCUCACUUGUGGCACCAGAGAGAAAGACCAGGGAAGUGGGAUGAAUAAGAGAGGACAGGGCUUAAGCAUUACCCACAGUAUGAACUCAGGCAACUGAGGAUUUUAGUGAAUAUUUACAGGUCUUUUAAUAAAAAUGUAUUUUUGAAUAUGAUAAAAGGUUAUUUAAUGCUAGUAAUACAUAAUAAUUACAUACAGUACUGUGCAAAAGUCUCAGGCACCCUAUUUUUUUUCAUACAAUCUUUGUUAUAGAGUUCUAUUUUAUGACUUAUACAUUAUCGAGUGGGGCGGCACGGUGGCGUAGUGGUUAGCGCUGUCGCCUCACAGCAAGAAGGUCCUGGGUUCGAGCCCCGUGGCCGAUGAGGGCCUUUCUGUGCGGGGUUUGCAUGUUCUCCCCGUGUCCGCGUGGGUUUCCUCCGGGUGCUCCGGUUUCCCCCACAGUCCAAAGACAUGCAGGUUAGGUUAACUGGUGAC